UGGAACACACCAAGAACAAUAUAAGGGUGAUUUUCUGAGAUCUAUAACAAUCUCAAAUCAUAUGUUGAAAAUCCAACUUCUUCUUAGAGUUAGUUGUUAGCGUGCUUAACUUAACAGCCAGUGAAACCUACCCUCUCUCACUGGUUUGCCCUUCUCUAUCUCCACUCCCCUCUUUUCAUUCCCCACUCAGUCUAUUUCUGUCCGUCGCUGAGUCAGAUGGACAGCUCCUGACUUAGAAUGACACAAACAGGCAGACCAACUCCUCCGAAUUCAGACUGGUUGAAAACUAGAGGACUCUAAAAUACACAGAAAAACAUCACUGGGAACUGCAAAGGGAGAGCUGGAGGAUAUUACCAAGAUGGAGGAAUGUGGGAGUCUGGACUCGGAAAUGAGAGAGCUGCAGGAGUUUCAGUGUGAAGCUUCAGAAGCCAUCAGCCUGGAUGAUGAAGAUGAGGUGGAGGAACUGCAAAACAGUCUGCGAGAAAUUGUCCAGGACCAGUCGGUGAAGCCCAAACUCCAGUGCCUGAUGGUGGAUCCAGCAUUUUCCAUGGUAACAGUUCAGAGCGAGGACAGUGGUAUUGUUUGGGAGACGGCCUCUAGCCGCUGCUCUACUCCUUGGGCCUCUGAAACGAGCUCCAUCUCUGAAGCCUACAGCAUGGAGGGCUCUGGAGCUGCAGGAAAGAUCACCAUCGUCUUUGAUGAGGAGAAAAUAGUCCGCAGGAGGACAAGGUCUGGAGGAAGGAGCAGCAGGCUGGGGGACAGGCUUAGCCGACCUGGUAGCUCAAGAUCGGCUUCAGCUCUGGGAGUGGAGAGACUGGAGAUGGCAGAGGUUUCUCUCCCCAAUGUAAAACAGGAGAAAACUGAAACAGAGUCGGACUUGGAGGAAAUCAAAAACAAAGACCAGCAAUUGUUUAGUUUGAUUUCAGAGGGUUAUGAGAUUCUCAACAUCAGAGUCCCCUCCAAACUUCCCACUGUGGAUGAGGAGGAGAGCACAGAGCUGCAGGAUAAUUUGUCCUAUCUGGACCAGACUCCAAAGAUCAGGUCCCGCGACCACAAGUACUGGACACAGCAACAGAAUCAUGUUCUGCCAGAGGAGGUGGAAAUACAGGAUCACCAAGAGCCCUCAAAGCAAGAUUCUUCUCAGCCAUCAGCAGACAAAGAAUCUGGACACACAACCACUCAGAGAGACCGCACCAGUGACAUUGACUACUUCGAGAAGUUUACCCUUUUGGAUGAAGCAGUCCCUGGAGAAAAAGCUCCAGAGCUGCAGGAGGAGGCAGAACAGCCUGCAGUGAAAGCCCAAACAGAGGAGCAAAAAACCCCUAAGGAGACAGCCAGAGACAGCCCCACUGCAUCAGAAGACUCUUUUGUCUUUGUUACAGAUGUCGAGAUAGUGGGGGAACACCUGGAUGAGGUCUUCUAUGGAGAAGGAGCUCCUGCUGAUUUACAGCAGCGGAGAGACGACGAAGAGGCGGAGGGUGGAGGAAGGAUGAGAACGAGACAAGAGAGCCAGAGAUCAAUGAAGGAGAGUGGUUCAGUGUUGUUUGGGAGUGAAGAGACCAUCCUCACACCCAUCUAUAUCUCCCCCGGACCCCCAAAGAUCAUUGACCCCAUCCUCCUGGAGGAGCCCACCGCCAUGUCUUUCAUGUACUCUGACCUUUAUGAGGAUGCUGUAGGUGAGAGGAGGAAGAGUGACGAGGAAUACUCAGAGGCAGAAAGUGUGGCAUCUGAGAAGUCUUAUAAGAGAUGUUUGUCAGAUUCAGAGGAGCCGGAGGGGUACCUGGAGAAGUUUAUUUUGAAGGAUGAAACUCCAAAUGAGGAGAUUCAACCAGAGUCAGUGGAGGAUAAGAGGGAGUGGAGGAUGGUGUGGUCACAGAGUAAGUUUGAAAUGACAGGAUGUCUCACAAGGGUCGUCAAAGAAGAAGAUGAGGACAAGACAAAGACUCAGGAGGUCAGUGCUGGAGACAGGAGUGAAGAUCUACAAUCAGCAACAUUUGAAGAGAAAAGAGAAAUAAUAACAAAAACAGAAAAGGAGAGGGAGGAACUACAACUCUGCAUGGUGACUGAAGGGCAGGCUGCCAGAGAAGCCUCAGAAGAAUCAAUUCAGGAGUCUAAACUGACAGAGGAUCAGGUGGAGGGUAAGGAAAUGAAACAUGAGAUUAAAAGAGACCAGGCUGAGCCUGCUGAGAGCAGCACUGAUGACUCACUUCCUGAAAUUCAAGAGGUGGACAGAAAAUUAGAAAAAACAGAGAGAGGGAGUGAGGAGCAUCAAAAAGAAGAGCACAAAAGAAAUGUAAUUGAAACCGAGCAGCCAUGGACCCAGCCAACAGCUGAAGUGCAUGUAAAAGCUACACAGGAAACAGCAAUAAAAGCACCUGCAAGCAGUGAGGUGCCAAAGAUUGACACUAAAUCAGAAAUACAAACAGAAACCACUGAAAUUGGCUUGUCUGGGGAGGCAGCUACUGACACUCAGAUGGUGGCUGCUGAUGAGAAAGUAGGAACCGAGGCCAAACCAGGGGCCUCAGUUUUAGUCAAAGAACCUGAGAUGGUGAGAUGCGAAAUGCUCCCCUCCACUGAGCCCUCAGGUGAAAUAGAGACAUCAGCUGAAAUAUCACUGUGUGUGGAAAAAGGAGCAGCAGAAGUAGCUCCUGAAGAUGUUGCACCUGUUGAGGCCACCGCCGACUGUGACUGUGGAGUAAACGCAGUAGUGGAUGUCACUGAAAAAGGAGGGAACAAAAAAGAGAUUCAAACCCAAGUUCAGGUUGAUCUUCAGGAAGUAACAAGGGCUGAGACAACAGAUGUUAAAAAAGCAGCUCCUGAAGGAGAAAAAGAACAUGAAGCUCUGAAAGGGGAAACAGCUGCAGCUGAGAAUCGGUUGCCUGAAUUUAUUAUUCAAGCUGAUCAGGGGUCAGAGGUUAAAAGUGAGAUUUUAAGUGAAGUAAUUGAACGUGAGAUGCAAGAGAUAGUCAAGACAGAUUCGGAUAAGAAGUAUCAUGAAACCCUUGAACCCCUCCAGUAUCAACAAGAGGAGUCAGAUAGUGAAUCAGACAAAACAAAGCUGACAGCUGAAGUCAAAGCUAAAGCUAAAGCACCAACAGAGGACACUGGGCCUGUUGUUCAGGAGGCGGUGAAUGUAGGUGAUGAGUUAGUCCUCCUUGUUCCCAAAGGACAAGCUGUAGAGAUGGACAUUGAUAUUGGUCAGUGGUCAGACCAGACCACAAGUGAUGCAAAAGCUAUCCCUGAACCCGAUAGCACAUGUGAACGUCUCAUAGCACCUGAGGACAUUCCUACACCGACUGAAGAAAUAAAGACAGAGCCUCAGUUGGAAGUAGAACCAGAAGUUGGUGUAGAGGUGGAAGAACUACCCAGAAAUGACUUAGACAGGGAGUACUCACCACCUGCACCUGUGGAGGAGGCCGACACAGAGGAGAAGAAGAUGGAGGAGGACUUCGAAGAAGAUGAGUUUGUGUAUUCCCCUUUGAGGAGCUUUACUCCCCCGGAGGAUUUAUGUGGGCUACACGGAGAGGAGAAACUAGCAGAAGAAGCAGAAGUAGAACAAAGGGCGGAGACGCACAACGUGGAAGAUGCCCCAGAAGCAAUCAUUAUUAAAGGGGAUGUAGGUCCAGAUAUUGAUCUGCACAGAGAAGAUAUAGGGCAAAAGAUGGAGCAAGGUGAGGUGGAUGCAGAGGCUCCAGAAGUGCCUGCCGAGGAGCUUGAAUACGAGUUGAUAUCUAAACAGGAUGCAGAGGAGAUGCCAGAACCCGAAAUACAGAGAGAUGCAGAGGAAUCAAGACCUGAGUCUGGUCAGGACAGAGAAGACAGGAUGAAGUUGGGGAUGGAGAUGGAGGGGAAUGUGUUUGAACUGUCCCCAGAAGAAGAACUCAUUGAGGCUGACUAUGAAAUCAUUGAUGCAGAGGAGGAGAUUCAGGCCCGACUGGCUGCUGAGCUGCAAGGAAUGGACUGGUUCUGUUUCACCUGUGGAUGUCUGCUAUCAGAGGACAGCUGCGUUUCUGGAGAGCAUCACAGCCAUGAGGUGACUGCUGUGGACAAAGCCUAUGAGGAAAUCAAGGAGACGCUGAGUGACUGGAUCUCGGUGCUUCAGGGGAGGUCAGAGAACAUUGAGGACUUGGUGUCUGAACUGGAGCUGGCCUACAACUCUGUAGAGGACCAGUGUGUGGAGAGCGGGUCAGCGAUGCAGGCACAGAAUGAGGAGAUGAUGGCUCUGGUGAUGGAACAGUACAACAACAUGUCCGUCAGCAUGGAGGAGGAGAAAAAGGUUAAGCUGGAGCAGCUGUAUGACCAGAUCGUCUCCUUCCAGGAGAAUAUUGACUCAGCCAAGGCCACUCUAGAGACGACGGCCAGAGAGGCUGAGACUGACGCACGGUCACCUGAAGACAUUAAUGCAAGGCUAAGGGCAGCUCUUGACUCAGCCAUGUCACUGGAGCUGGGUCCCAAGGGACUGUUGGUGUUCGAGGACUACGCCAAGGGCAACACUACCAGUUCACACCUUGCACAGCGCAAGGGGAUUCCAGUGCCUCAGAGGCCCACGCUGCAGCCCCAGGAACCAGGUUCAGCCACCAGCACCAGUGUCACUGUUUACUGGAAAGUCAACCCUGGAGAUAUCAUAGACUGCUUCCAGGUCUACUGCAUGGAGGAUCCACAAGGAGCUGUGUUGGAGGAGUACCGUGUGACAGUGAAGGAAAGUUACUGUGUCUUGGAGGAGCUGGAGCCUGACAAGACGUACAAGGUGUGGGUGAUGGCUGUCAACUAUACAGGCUGCUCCCUGCCCAGCGAGAGACUCGCCUUCACAACUGCUCCGUCAGUCCCAGUGAUUGACACAGAGCGCUGUAGUGUCAUGUGGGAUUCGGCCACGCUGAGGUGGCAAAAACGGACCCUCGGAGAUAGUUACACCUUGGAGUACUGUCGCCAGUAUGAACUGGAGGGAGAGGGGCUCAGAUCCAUCUCAGGUAUCAAAAGCUGUGAACAGAGGGUUCUCCUGCAGCCCAAUGAGAAUUACCUGUUUUACAUCAAGGCUGUGAAUAAGGCCGGAUCCAGCGAACAGAGCGAGGCUGCACUCAUUUCCACAAAAGGGACGAGGUUCCACCUGCUGAAAGCCUCAGCUCACCCUGCUUUGGAGCUGUCAGUGGACCGGACCACCCUGCACUAUUCCCAGGACACAUAUGAAAACACACCGCUCACAGACAAACAGUGUCCAUCCAUUCUGGGUGAGUUGUUGCCGGCACGAGGGCACUGCUACUGGGAGACAAUUGUGUCAGGAAGUACAGCUUACAGACUCGGAGUGACAUACAGCACAGCUGAUAGAGUCAGCUCACUGGGAGAAAACAGCCUGUCGUGGUGUUUGCACUGUAUCCCUACACCAUUAGGCUGCACGUAUCAGUUGCUGCACAAUGACGUUCAGUCCAGUGUGUUUGUGAUUGAGAUGCCUGAGCGAGUAGGUACUCUCCUGGAUUACCAGCUUGGUCGUCUUUCUUUCUACAAUGCCCAAAGUGGUCAGCUGUUAGGUACCUUCAGCCAGCGCUUCACCCAGCCGUGCCACCCUGCUCUGGCCCUGGAGAUGCCGGGCAGCCUGGAGGUCAGCAUGGUGCUGGAUUUGCCGGAGUUUACCAAGGAAAGCUAGCUUUGCUAGCUGUCUCCCAUGCUGAAGAGUUUACAGGUCAUGUUGGACAUUUGUUAAUCUGAAUGAUCCUACUUUAUAAUGAUUAAAAUGACCAUUAUUGCAUUACAGAGAAGGGUGCCGAUAUGAUAAGACAUAAAAUAUACUAUCCACAGUAAAGGCAGAAGUCACACUUGGGUCUCAGUUGUUUAAAGAGACCUCAUUGAUGGGUUUGUUUUUGUAAAAAGGGACUUGAUCAGUUUAGAGCUCAAUUUAAAAACUAAUUUUCUCUGAUUGAACACGAACUAAAUUCAACAUGUCAAUUUUUUUUGGCAGCAGAAAUGAAACUGUCGUGUAUAUAUCAAAAACAGAGGUAAUGCAAAUGAGCAAUUAAGGUGUGCAAUACAACUGGAUAGAAACUGUGUGCCUUGAAAUUUUUUUCACAGGUGAGUGUCUUGUACUUUGUUUUGCCAAGGGAGAGGUGAAAUGUUGUCAAUCAUUUUGUAAUUUUGUCCGUAAAGUGACAGUUUUGUAAAUGUCCUAUGAUUUAUUCCUUUGCAGUUGUCUCUUGUUCCUUCAAACCCGUACUGAUCUAAUACCAAGUAAAGGCUCUGGCAACAUAUUGAAGUCAAAUACGCGUUGUAGCAUCACUGAGACAAACAAGUUAUAAUUCAAGUCUUUUGUCACCCCAAGGUUUAGACACUGAGUUUAUAUCCCCAAAAGAUAUACUGUAGCACUUUCUGAAUUGUGUUUCAUAUUGUGAAUAGGUCUAUUUUGUGUAAAUAACCUUUGUAAACAGAUGUGUUCAGCUCUCUAUUUUGUUAUGUGCAACUGAUGGCAAACGCGGAUUAAGUGUUUUUCUUUUCCCUGUCUUGUAAACUGAUUUUCUCAUCCGAGCUGAAUGAACAUGAUUAUUUUUUCUAUUUGCACAACUUGACUGAUUAUUUUGACUCAGCUCACUAGUUCUAUAACAUACAUUCGCCACCAGAGGGCCUCAGGACUCCAUUAGCUGUAAUAUUGGCUCAAAAGUUUCCAAAAAGGAUUUAUUCGUCCUCUUGUAUUAUGUAAGACCAGUUUUUUCAGGGAUGAAAUGCAGGGCAGUUGGUGGCAAACCUGCACCUUAAGAUGAGAGAUUGAGUGGACAUACACAUUACAUGCUCUACAACUCUAACACAGAGAU
Messenger RNA from Xiphias gladius (swordfish), 6794 nucleotides. It is a transcript of the gene cmya5, whose product is annotated as cardiomyopathy associated 5. Bases 359 to 5638 code for a protein of 1759 amino acids. The transcript is spliced from 14 exons. Gene Ontology annotation, molecular function: protein binding. NCBI's taxonomy places the organism in Eukaryota, Metazoa, Chordata, Actinopteri, Istiophoriformes, Xiphiidae. The record is from RefSeq and is a predicted model, not a curated record.